AUGGGAUACCCGGAACUGCAGACGACCCUCAGGCUCGACUUCGCCGUCGACUACUUUCAUACCUGGAAGGAUAAACUAGACUUCGUCCUCAUCAACAAAGACGUCGACUACGUCCUCACCGUCCCAAAGCCCCCGGAAAACGAGGUCGCUGGCUACAAGAAGUGGAUCCGCGACGACCGCAUCGCCCGGUACCUCAUCAUCGGAGCCAUGCACGAACGCCUGUACUCGAGCUACAAGGAACACGAGACAGCCAAGUCCCUCAUGGACGCUCUCACCGCCACUUUCACAAAACCCUCGAUGAUGAAACGGAUGACAAAGCUCAGCAAAUACGUAGGGCACAAGAUGGCCGAGGGCAAACCGGUCUUUGAGCACAUUCUGGAGAUGGGUUCGAUGGCUGGUGACCUCGAGCGCGAGGGGUUGAAGAUUCCGGAGGAAGUUCAGACUGUGAUGCUGAUGAAUAGCAUGCCGGAGAGUUGGAACGAUGUGGUGACCUCGUUGAAGUUGAGCAUGGAUUUCGAUAAGUCUAAGUGGGGUGAGCCGGAUUUGGGUUUGGACAUGGUUAGCAGAAGGCUCAGGGAUAUUGGGGAUAUGAAGGAGUUGUAUAGGAAGCGGGAGGAGGAGGAAGCCAAGAGGAGGAGGCCGCAUUUCAAAGGACAUUGCUUUACUUGUGGAGAAUAUGGGCAUCACCGUAAUCACUGCACCAUGUAA
Fragaria vesca subsp. vesca is the source of this 708-nucleotide messenger RNA. RefSeq lists its product as uncharacterized. The record is from RefSeq and is a predicted model, not a curated record. NCBI's taxonomy places the organism in Eukaryota, Viridiplantae, Streptophyta, Magnoliopsida, Rosales, Rosaceae. The coding region runs from base 1 to 708 and encodes 235 amino acids. The transcript has a single exon.